This is a messenger RNA of Plasmodium knowlesi strain H, 4110 nucleotides long. RefSeq names its product high molecular weight rhoptry protein 2, putative. The transcript has 10 exons. Bases 1 to 4110 code for a protein of 1369 amino acids. Lineage: Eukaryota; Apicomplexa; Aconoidasida; Haemosporida; Plasmodiidae. The record is from RefSeq and is a predicted model, not a curated record.
AUGAGGUUGCCACUGCUUGUGAGCGCGCUUGCCGUGCUCUGUUGCACGCGCGGCGGGGUCGCGCUGGAGUUAGGCCAUACCGUGUCCUUGAAGAACACGCCAGACGCAAGUACACUGAACAUCCAAGUGGAGAAUGACAAAAAUAAAAUAUGCAAAAAUGCAUUUCUAUACCUAAACGUAGCCGAACUGCUCUCUCAAAAUGAAGAAGAUUCCUAUGUGCAAAAAUGUGAAGAAGUUCUCGAAGGCAUAAAGAAUGAUACUCCAAAUGAGACUACCGAAGCGGAGAUAAAUGAAUUCAUACUGAGUUUACUGCACGCUCGUUCAAAUUAUUCAAUAAUAAAUGAAGGAGAUGAACAAGUAUUAAGUAAGCUUCUUAGGAGUUUAAAUGCAUCCAUGAGUGAAGAAGCAGCUUUGAAGAGAGCCAAGCACUUAAUCAUGUAUAACCGAUUUAUAAAAGACAGAUCAAGCGUAAAGAAUGUACAGGAAACGUUAGUUAUAAGUAGUAAAGAAGAUGAAUACACAAAUAAAGCAAAGCAAAAUAUGAUAGAAAGUAUUAUAAACUCUUUCGAUACCUUCGGUGAUUAUUUAGUAAUAUGGGGUGGAACUGUUAAGGUACCUAAAAGAUACUCCGCAGAAAAUUUCAUGUCCAUUAAAAAUAAUAAAUUCUGUACCACUCAUAUUCAUUUAUGUCAGAAGUUUUAUGAACAAUCUGUAAUCUAUUACAGAUUGAAAGUUAUUUUUGAUAAUUUAUUAACCCACGUGGAUCAGAACUCAAAGCAUUUUAAAAAGGAGAAGUUGUUAAAACUACUAAACAUGGAAUAUGUUUUAGAUAAGGAGUCCCAGAUUUAUCAUAAUUAUGUUCUGGAGGAUGAAACAGUUGUUCCUAGAUUCCAUGUUACAGAUGUGAAUGGAAAAAGAAAGUUGAGUGUGAGGGUAGUUCAGGACGGGAAUAGCAAACUUAUGUACGGGAAGGAUAUUGAUUUAAGAGAAGUUAGCGACAAAUAUGUUGUUACGAUGAAGAACCUGCGCAGAGAACUGAAUGACGAGGGGCUUUACGCCGACUUGAUGAAGACGAUUAAAAACUACAUCCUCUCCAUCACGCAAAUUGACAACGACAUUUCCAAUUUGGUGCGCGAAUUGGACUACGAAGACAUCGAGAAGUUCCUCAUCGACCUGAACUUUUUCCUCUACUAUGGCUUCCUUAAAAUCGAAGAAGACAAAAACAUGAUUACCUUCAACGACGUAGCACCCACCUUCACAAAUCUGUACAAAGCCAACCACAUCCUCUUCCUCUAUCUGUUAAAGACGGGCUUCGAAGAAAAUAAAAAUUCAGAAUAUCUGGCCUUCAAAUUUUACAAAAACAUAGAAUAUAAAAAGGUACCCAAUGAAAAGGCCUACGCCUUAUUCAAAGAGAAGGACCCACUCACCAAUCUCCCGAAAAUUUCUUCCGAACCUGUGAACCAACAUUUUUUGAACAUCUUCUCCAGCCCUCCUGAAAACCACAAUAUGCUUUACACGGAGAUUAGCAAGUUCCAGUUUUUUUUCUCUAUGGCCUUUAAGGAUUGCAACAUUAACCAGAGUUAUUCUGCCAAUUCGAAGGAACUCUGGAGCGAACUCCUCUACGCCUUUGACAACUUGGGAUGGUUUUACGUCAGCCCACAUAGCAUCAUUUCUAGUCUUUCCAGAACAAGCUUCGUCAGGCAAAUGCUCAUCAGCAGAAACUUCAUUCUGAGGAACAAUGAAGCACUCACCUUUUUGGAUACGCAAGUGGCGAAACUCAUGGACCUAAUCCACCUCUCCCUGGGGGUAGACAAAUCAAGAGACACACUGGAUUUUUCCAUUCCCAGCAAGUUCUUCCACUACGAAAAUGAUUUCAACACUUUGAAGGAAAAUGAUAAAAAGAGAAUUAUGUUCACAUAUGAUUAUAUCGAUUCCAUUGCAAAUAAUUAUUAUUUCUACCAUGAUGUGAAAUAUCAAGUCUUCAAGACUGAGUAUGAAGGAAGAUUCUUCACAUCAUUUCCUAAUGUAUACAGUCUUGCGUAUCAGUUGUUCAAUGAGCUAGCCAUCAACAUGAACGUCGUUACCAAUGCACCUCUGAAGAAGAAACUGAAGGAUAAGUCGAAGUACGCGUGGUUCACCUUGCUUAACAUCAUUGGCAAGAACCAUGAUAUUUAUUCCAAGGGUCCUCGCCUAGUCUUCGCGGCCUACAUGUUGGCUCUAGUCUACUUCAUCGAGUCACACAUCGACAUAUCUCGAUACCAACCAAAGGAGUACUAUUUCAUGAAGCAGUCGUUGCCCCUGAUAGAUAACGUACACAAAAGCGGAUUCAAUAUGUUGAAGAAGAGAUGUGACAUGCUAAUUAACUUCAUGAAGAUAAACAAGACAACUCAGAAAUACCAGAUGACCAACAUGGAGGAAUACAUUAAGCUCAUGAACUUGACUGCCAUUGUUUUGUGGGGAAAGGAAAGUAAAAAAUCUGUGUUCUACGACGAUAAUGUUAGUCUGUACAAGAAGUUGAUGAUUGCCUGUGUUUUCAACGGGGGCAAGACUGUGCAGGAGAAGGCUAUCGAAAGCAUCAACAAGUCUUGUGACGUGAAGUUCUACGGACUGAACCCGAACAGACUAGACGAGUUCAUAGACAUCAACAUGAGUAUCAACAAGUGGAACCCAAUGAUUCUGGAGAAGCAAGCACAAUCCUUUGUACUAAGUUGUAAAACUCAAAAACUACUGUAUAACAAUAUCAACGUAGAAAAAAUAAAACUUGAAAAUUUCUACAAACUGGCAGAUGCCCCAGAGAUGAUUAAGACAUACCAUUGCUUCAAAUUAGGACGACAAGCUGCAUCUUUGCUAGAAUCCAUUAUCUUAAAGAAAAAAUUCGUUCAAUUCAGAGUUAAGGAUGCCAUGGAUGUAUAUGAUUUUUUCUACAUAAAUAAAGUUCUUUCAAAUAAUGUUCGCCGCGACUUCGAAAUAUUCUUAAAGGAUAAGCAGGCUUAUGAGAAGAACCAGAAUGAAAUUAUUAUCACGAACAGCCCUCUUGGCCCGGAGAAGACGAAGAAGCUCAUUGAUGAACACCAGUGCUACUGGUUUAGUAGCUACGACAACUUUAAAGUUUUGUGGAUGCACGUUUCAAGUAACAUGGGAACUGGAACUUACUUGAAAAACUUCUUCUCGGAAAUAUGGAGAAACAUGCACUUCAUAUUCAAGAAGAAAGCCACGGUCAAGGAUGUAGAAUUCUUCGGAGGAGACUUGCCACAAAAGGAUGUAAUAGACUACUACUCUCCACUGGUCCACUCAGAGUCGCACUGCCAAGAGAAAAUGCAAUCCCUUUUCGCAUCCUUAAGAGAUAACGAUGAGAAUAACCGUAUGGAUAUCCCAGAUCAAAUAAAGAAAGCCUACUUUCAGUGCAAAUUGGAUUAUUACAAGAAUAACCACAAGGAUAAAACGCACUUAAUUAAACCAAGGGAUUUCCUCGACAAGAAAGUGUACGUUCUGAAGCAGCCAUAUUACCUCAUUGGCAACAUAGACAACACGCAUAAGGAAAAGUUGAUUCGUCUUUUUGUAACGGAAAGCACACUAGAUUAUCUACUCCUAGAUAAUAUAAAUAUCCCCGAAUGCUUUGGACCUUGUACCAUUGACCACUUCAAUAAAGUUGUUCUACAACACGAAAAAACAAGCAAACAUGACCAAGUAAUAAAGAAUGCAUUAGUACCAGAUAAUACCGCUUCUCAGAAGAGGAAGGAAAUGACAGUAUAUGUUAGCAAUAUCUAUGUUCAUAAUAUAAAAACGGAUUAUUUAACUAAGGAAGAAAUUACGAGAAAAGAUAUUCAAGAAAAUAAAGUCAAGGUGUGCUUAGGAGUGGGUACUUACUUCAAUAAAAACUUCCUUACGGAAGAACAUUUUAAUUUGUCGCACAAGCCCGUGUUAGAUUUUACCGAGGAUCACAAUUUUAAAGUAUUCCUCAAGAAGAAUGAAGCUCAGGUCUCCAAAAAUGAGAACGACAUUUGCUUCGUUAACUACAACUUGGCCAUUACAAAUAUAGAAAUAACCGACCCGUACCGAGAAAUCAGCGAAGACUUGAUAAAGAAUUUGUACAUUUUAAAAAAUAAAUAA